AUGUUCAAGGAUCCAAGGGCAACGAUCAAGAGCGUCGACAUGGCCGAAGAGAUGCAACAGGACGCCAUCGAGGUCGCCAUCAGGGCAUUCACACAAUUCGCGAUUGAACGCGAGAUGGCCGCGUACCUCAAGAAGGAAUUCGACCGAAAGUACGGUCUUACUUGGCACUGUAUCGUCGGACGCAACUUUGGCAGCUUUGUCACCCAUGAUAUGGACCCUAUCGAUUAA
Linnemannia hyalina is the source of this 228-nucleotide messenger RNA. The record is from the annotation of a GenBank genome assembly. NCBI's taxonomy places the organism in Eukaryota, Fungi, Mortierellomycota, Mortierellomycetes, Mortierellales, Mortierellaceae.